Messenger RNA from Meloidogyne enterolobii, 543 nucleotides. The record is from the annotation of a GenBank genome assembly. Lineage: Eukaryota; Metazoa; Nematoda; Chromadorea; Rhabditida; Meloidogynidae.
AUGAAUCAACAAAAGGUUGAUGCCAUCCCCCCUUGUGUUUCUUCUUCCAACAACCAAAACAACAACAACCAAAAUCUUCCAACCGACAACCAAAACCUUCAAAAACCUCUAAAAAAUAAUUUUUCUAUUAAAAAUCAUUCCAAAUUAAUAUUAAAUUAUUUUAAUGAAUUUACUUCUUCCGCCAAAAUUUUAUUUUUAAAAAAUAAUAAAAAUAAUAAUUAUUAUUCUCAUCCCUUAAUUAAAAAUAAUAAAUUAUUAUUUAAUUUUAAUUCUUCUUCCCAAUUUCUUUCUUUUAAUUUUCUAAAAUUUUUAUUUAUAUUUUUGUUAAUCCAAUUUUUAUUUUUAAAAACUACCACAACUACUUUAAUCGACUCUAAUCGGUGUACUCGAAAUUCUAUCAAUUUGGGAAAUAUUAUUGAACAAAUUUUGAGGGAUUAUGAUACUCAUCUUUUACCUGAAGCUGAAGGUGUUAAUGUUACUAUAGAAUUACAUGUACAGGAAAGAAAUUUUGUAAAUCAUAAGAAACCUCUCUCUCUUUGGUGA